Clonostachys rhizophaga is the source of this 957-nucleotide messenger RNA. NCBI's taxonomy places the organism in Eukaryota, Fungi, Ascomycota, Sordariomycetes, Hypocreales, Bionectriaceae. The record is from the annotation of a GenBank genome assembly.
AUGUCAAAAAAGAGAACCAUAGAUUCGUUUUUCCAGGUCCCUCCAAAGAAGCCCCGUAUAGAGGAGACAACAGAAGAGACAAUUGAAACAACAAAUCAUGUCCAAUACCCAUUUCCUAUAAAAAACUUACCACCUUCACUGGCUAGAGACAUCGUGUCUCUACCCGCCCGCCCGGGGAAAGAGAUCAAUGACCAGCCAGACCUUGAUUUGCUGUACUUUCAACCAUAUAUCCCCUCUUACAUGGCCAAGGAGUUCUUUGAAUUUCUUCGUUUAGAACUUCCGUUUUACAGGGUAGAAUAUGACAUCAAGCGAGGAGGCAUAUCUACACAUAUAAAGACGCCGAGAUGGACGACCGUAUUUGGAUUGGACGAUACAUCAAGAUUCGACCAAGAUGGAAUCGUGGUUGAUUCCAAGACUGGCGCUAAAGCCACGGAUACGAGCUACAACAAGUAUCCUCCAAGGCCAAUCCCUCAGUGUCUCGACGGUCUUCGCAAGACCGUAGAGGCCGCAACUGGCUGCAAGUUCAAUUUCUGCCUUGUGAACUACUAUGCCUCGGGUUCAGACAGCAUCUCCUAUCACAGUGACGACGAGAGGUUUCUGGGGCCAAACCCUGCGAUUGCCUCGUUUUCGCUUGGGGCUCGGCGGGACUUCCUCAUGAAGCAUAAGCCGGUCCCGAGCCAGGGACAGACGGACGACAUGUCCGAAAGCAAACCGCUGAAGCUUCAGCUGGCCAGCGGCGAGAUGGUCUUGAUGCGCGGGUCGACACAGUCGAAAUGGCUUCACUCCAUCCCGAAGAGGACAGGAAAGAACCAGGACGACGGCGGAAGAAUUAACAUCACUUUUCGAAGGGCAAUGAUCAAGGAAGGGACAAACAACUAUUAUAUUUAUAAUGUGGGGAGUGGCCCUGUCUAUCGAUGGAAUGCAAAAACACAUGAGAUGACAAUAUGGCAGAGGUGA